Triplophysa dalaica is the source of this 4339-nucleotide messenger RNA. It is a transcript of the gene slc19a1, whose product is annotated as solute carrier family 19 member 1. Lineage: Eukaryota; Metazoa; Chordata; Actinopteri; Cypriniformes; Nemacheilidae. Gene Ontology annotation, biological process: folate transmembrane transport. The transcript has 6 exons. The record is from RefSeq and is a predicted model, not a curated record. Bases 635 to 2182 code for a protein of 515 amino acids. Gene Ontology annotation, molecular function: folate:monoatomic anion antiporter activity; folic acid binding. Gene Ontology annotation, cellular component: basolateral plasma membrane; apical plasma membrane; plasma membrane.
AGAUUCGUUCAAAAUGAACGAAUUGUUCACGAGCGACCUGUUUUGGAGACUGAAUUUAUUGCACUCACUCCUGGGUCUUUGUUUUCGUCCCAUAUAAAUAGGUUAACUUCUAGUGCGGAGUCAAUGCAUUCCCUCUAUUGCAUUUUAAAAACUUUAUUUUGACAAACGCGUUAAAUGAAACAAUAAUCAAACAUUUAGCGAAGUGGGGGUUAUUAGCUCAAUGCUCCACGUCAGACAAGACAAAAAGUGCCGCGCGCCGUCAAAGAGAAGCUACAUUUGAUGACAGGAAAUCUACAGAUUCACAACGUGAAGGGCAAUUAGGUAGUACAUUUUAAUCAUUGACAGUACUUGGAUCACAGUGUACAGAGGUGAAUGUAGACAUUUGUUUACAUUUUAAAGAUGUCAGCUUGUUUAACGACUUUGUUAUUUUAAUAAAACGGACCUCUCAACCCAUAGUAAUGGUUAACACUGUCCAUGGCUUCGAAUAUACUGGUUAGUGCAGUCAUUGGGUUGUCUGCCUUAUGCUAUCAAGCCGUCAGUUGUUAGGCUUCAGGGUCAAAGUUCAUUUGGUAUUUUUUAUGAGAUAGUUUAGCUUGUACAAAGUUUGCAGGACCAAUAGAGUCAAACAUAAAAUAUGGUGGAAGUAAGUACAGGCAGUGAAAACACCCAGGAUGGUGAGGAGCCGGGGACCGAGAGAAACAGACAAGUUGUUGAAGAUGUUGCCCCAGACCCGGUCUUUCUUGAAACCAAGGAGGACCCGGAAGCCCAAAAGCUGAAGUCCGGGACCUGGAUGUGGUCUGUCGUUUAUCUUUGUUUCUAUGGUUUCAUGGUUCAGCUAAAGCCCGGGGAGCCUUUUAUCACGCCGUACCUGCUCAGUCCAGAGAAGAACUUCACCAGAGCACAGGUUACCAAUGAAAUCAACCCUGUGCUCUCCUAUUCCUAUAUGGCAGUGCUUGUGCCGGUGUUUCUGCUGACCGAUUACCUGCGCUACAAACCUGUGCUGAUCCUUCAGAGCUUGAGUCAUGUUUCCAUCUGGCUCUUGCUGAUUCUGGGCACAUCAUUGCUGGAAAUGCAGUUGAUGGAGUUCUUUUACGGCAUCACUAUGGCCGCCCGUGUGGCCUACUCUUCAUACAUCUUCUCUCUGGUGCCAGCGACCGUUUACCAACGUGUGGCCAGCUACUCGCGCACCUCUGUGCUCAUGGGGGUCUUCACCAGCUCUGUGCUGGGUCAGUUGUUUGUGUCAGUGGGUGGUUUGUCAUACAUGACACUCAGCACAGUAUCUCUGGGGUUUGUAACUGUGGGACUGCUGACGUCCUUUUGCCUGCCGUGGCCAAAGCGUAGCAUGUUUUUUAAUAAAACACGCAUGGAGGCGGAGCGGAAGGAUGCGGCUCAGUCGGAAUUGGCCGAGAUGAAACCUUGCGAGAAGGAUAACGUUGUGUCCUGGAAGACUUCGGUAUUUGUUGGGAUGGUGAAAGAAUUAAAGCAUGUGGUGAAAGUACCUAAUUUAAGGCUCUGGAGUUUGUGGUGGGUGUUCAACUCCACUGGUUACUAUUUAGUUCUGUUUUAUGUGCACAUCCUGUGGAAUAAAGUUUAUCCUGCCACAGAGAACAAGCAUGUCUAUAAUGGAGCUGUUGAAGCCGCCUCUACAUUAAUAGGUGCGAUGACAUCCUUUGCAGCGGGUUAUGUAAAAAUUCGCUGGAACCUUUGGUCUGAGCUGGUGAUUGGAUUGAUCACUGGUGCUCAGGCUGGUCUACUGCUGCUUAUGGGCACCACUGACAAUAUCUGGGUUUGCUAUGUGGCAUACGCUCUGUUUAGAGGCUUCUACCAGUUCUUGGUUCCAAUCGCGAUUUUCCAGAUUGCGUCCUCUCUCAAUAAAGAAUUGUGUGCACUAGUGUUUGGAGUUAACACUUUCCUUGGGACAGUCCUGAAGACGAUCAUCACCAUCAUUGUAGCAGAUAAGAGAGGAUUGGCUUUAAAUGUUCACUCUCAGUUUUUGAUUUAUUUCUUUUACUUUACCUUGCUGACUGUGAUUUAUCUGAGCUGUAGUGCCUGGAUCAUCAUGCGUCAUUACAGCAGUGCGAGAGCAGAGGAGAGACACACAGAAGUGGCUCUAACUGCAGAACAAAGUCCUAUCGCAUCACCUGCUUGCGAGGAACAUAAUGGAACCAGCAUAAAGGCUUGAGGUUUUAAAGAACUCCACAGGUGGAGUUCAUCCAACUUUUACAUUUUGGAAAAACAAAACGUUAGUCUUGGUUUUAUUGUUAAGUUCAUCUUAGUGUUAUAGGAAUAUCACGUUUUUACGCAAAGUAAAUCUAUUGACAUCGAUACAGCUAGCCAGUAGGAAGGUAUGUACAGUGGAAAAUCUUAGAGUGAGUUCUGAUCUGCUAGAGAUGUUUAAAGUUUAGUUGUCUGUCAUUUUGUCGCGGAAUAUAGAUAUUAAGUCAAAUUCAUGUUUGUGUCAAGACAAAACAGUAUUUCUGUUUUGAAUCACCAGCAUUUGAGGAUUCAAAGGAUAGUUCUGCUUUGAAUUAAGCCAUAAAUAUAUUAAUAAACUAGAAUAAUAAAACAAUUACAGUAUUAUAUAGGGUAAACAUACAAGACCAUGAAGUACACUUGAUUUUGUAUUGCAAUAAAUUACCACUUUCCGUUUUUUCUCUGUGCUACAGAGACCGUAUAUUAGAGGUACUGCAAUACAUGGAAUGUGUGCUUGUUCUCUCUUGAGAAUCAUAAUAACAUUGUUUUAUUCUUACAUUCCUAAGUGAAUUUAAGAUUAACAACGUAUCUACUCCGGACGUGAGCGUGUUUUUAUAAUCAAUAAAGCUGUCGAUUCCGAAUGCCAGUCGUGAAAAUGCCUUAGUGGGGGGUUUUUCGGACAUUGCGCCUCUUGAAUCUGGUGUAAGUGUAACCUGCCGUAAGUGUUCUAAUGUUAUAGGCCUUAAAAUGGUUAGUGCCUUGGAUGAACCAAAAACAAUGUAUUACUUUACUGUAUUACUUAUGCUGCUCACAUAAUGUUGCAUUUUUAUUCAUAAACACUACUUUAAGUAUUGAUACUCCAGACGUUUUCAUUUUGGCUUUGCAAGAAUUAUAUUAUUAAAACACUUAAUUUCAAUGGUUAUUUUUAUUGAAUGGGUGGAAUAGAUUUCUUGAACAUUGUUGAUAGUACUAACAUUACCAGUUACGAUAAAUAGAAUGUAUCAAACAAGGACCAGUAGUCCAUCAUUGAUUUAGAUUGCCUUAUAAGCGUGCCUGUGAGUUUGGUGUGUUUUUAUGGUUAUGCACUUCAUGUUCUCGUUUGUAUGUAUGAUUGAAAUUUUGAUUUUAUUGUAAGACUCAUAUGUGGACCUGCAGUGCCUUGUCUUAAGUCAUAGUACAGUUAUAGUCAAUGAACAUUUUGUAGUAUGCACUAAACAAUAUUCUCUGAUUUGGUAGUACUCUGAUAAAUGAUUUAUGACCACCCUGCAUAUGAUGAAAUAUGCACAUGUGUUAAUGUAGGAUGCUAGUAAAACUUUCUAUCUAAUGAGUAAUGGGUGUAAUUUUAUAUAGUUUUUGGUUGUCAUAGAACUCUUUGCUGUAAACAUAUGCUGUGUAUACUGUGAAGAAGUAAUGAGUGGCAUUUAUCUCCUUAGAGAAACAUUUAUCCAAACAGUAUUUUUAGGUAUUUUUAGGUUUUCAACAGGUAAAGAGAAAUAGGAAUUGUUUGGAGUAAAACACUGCAUAUGUUUUUGUUUACUGUCGGUUUGAUCUGAUCUGCCACAUGAGUAAUCACCAGAAGAUAGAGUUUCCAGAAGUGAAACAACUAAUAGGUUUAGAGAUCAUGUUUAAUAUCGUAUCAUUGAAAAUACAUUGACAUGUAAAUAGUUCCCAGAUUUAAGAUUCAAUGGGGUCACCUAAACAAAUGAACUAAACCCAUGGAAUGUUUGUUAAAUUGCCAUUGUUAAUUGUAUUAUAGUUCAAAUAAAUAUAAAAUGUAAAAAAAGUUGUCAAGUAUACAAAUGUAAAGAAUGCUGCAUACUGUAUAUAUGUUUAAAAAAAUCAAUACUAAUACAUGAAGAAAUGAUAAUAAAAAUGUACCUCUGAAAUAAUUAGUUACAAACGAUGUGUAAGUUGAUUUCUUUGGCAAUUAAUUGUAAAGGUACUUGUAAACAUCCACUUUAAAGCACCACAGUUCUGUUUUAAAAAUGACAACAAUAUGGUGAACAUAUAAUUGUUUUGGGUUGGCUUAAAACUGCCAUGUUAUGAGUAAACAUGUUCUGUAUAUAUGUUUUUAGAAAACUCAAUACAGUGAUUUACACCCCGAAUUAAGUGCGGUUUGAUUUUCUUAAUAAACGAUCAAGUAUAA